AUGAAGUUCACUGCUGCCAUUGGCGUUGCUUUCCUAUCUAUGGCCCCGUCGGCUGUGGCCUGGAAGCUGCCUCACGCCGACAAGGCUGCGGCCGUUGCUACUCCUACUGAGCAGCUAACUCCUACUGGCGGUUUCUCAUCCGGAACCCCAUCUGGAUCCGUAUCUGUAACCCCAUCUGCAACUCCUUCUGGAACCCCAACUGGUUGGCCCACUGGAUGGCCUACCGGAUGGCCUACCGGAUGGCCUACCGGAUGGCCCACUGGAUUGCCCUUCAUCCCCGAAGGUCCUGAACAUGAAGGACCUGGCCACGAAGGAGGCAGUCAUGGAGGACCUGGCCAUGGCGGACAUCGUCACGGACCUGGCCACAAGGGACCCGGCCUGGGAGGAAAUGGUCAUGGUCAUGGAUCCAAGUCCACCAGCUCUCCCACCGGAACUCCCACCGGCACUCCUACUCGCACUCCUACUCGCACUCCUACCCGCACUCCUACCCGCACUCCUACCAGCGUGCCCACUGGAUACCCCUCGACUACCGCCGAGACUGCUGCUGCCGCUGCCGAGGGACAGGGCUCAUCUGGUGAGCCCGGAGACUUCGCUCGUCUUCACGCCCGUCAUAUGUUGUUUUAG
Molecule: messenger RNA, 624 nt
Organism: Penicillium concentricum
Lineage: Eukaryota; Fungi; Ascomycota; Eurotiomycetes; Eurotiales; Aspergillaceae
Exons: 3
Coding region: 1-624 (207 amino acids)
Source: RefSeq, a predicted model, not a curated record